GGACGAAGAUGGGGAAGAGCUCAAGGAAAAGGUGUGAUGUAUCACCCCAAAACCAGGCGUCACAGAAGACACCGAAACGGACACGGUACACUUGUUUCCAGAGACCUAAUGUUAGGAACCCAAACAAACAAAUAUGUGUAGUAAGGGUCCCCAAAGGGGUAAAGCAGCAGAAAAGCUGGAGGCAUCCAGCAGCCAGCCCUCAGCCACAGAGACCCCCAGUCCAGGACCACACUGCUCAACACACACCUGCCCAGCAUAUUACCAGGGUCAAUGAAUUGGACAUCAGCAGCUGCCAGUGUCUCCAUAGCGGAGCUUACAUUGGCAAUGAGACAAGCAGCAUCGAAUUCAAACAAGGCACAGGAAAUUAUAUGGCAAAGAAUUUCAGCUAUCAGGUCUUGAAGUAUGGCUGUGCCUUCCUGAACAGCGGGGGAGGGAGUCUGCUGGUCGGGGUGCAGGACAACGGAGUGGUCUGUGGACUGCUCUUCGACCAUGAGAAGGAGGACCAGACCCGCCUCCAGGUGGACGACAUGGUCAAGGAUUUCGAACCUCCGCUCCUUCCCCACAACUACAGCUUGCGCUUCCUGCCUGUGAUAACGCCUGGUAAUCAACAACACUGCCUCAAGGUGCUGUGCAUCACCUUCCAAGUGUCUCCGGCCUUCACCGAACCAACUCUCUAUCGGGUUCUCCAGGACCAGGUGUACGUAAGGCGGAAUGGGAGUGUGCAGGGGCCCAUGGGUGCCUCCUUCAUCCUGGAGUGGUCCAGACAGGUGUGGGCGGGAAAGGUGGAGCAGCUGAAGCAGCAUGUGUGCGAAGCGACAUCCGAGAGGAGUUCCUUAGCCAUGCAGCUCCACACGUUACAGAAGACUGUCAAUCAGAUUGCAGCAGAUUGUAGAAUCGCUGCUGCAGAGCGCUUCAGUCAGGCGGCGGCGCAGGAGGAGCAGUCAACCCUCAACAGCCAGAGCUCCCCUGCCUCGUGUGAGAACUGCAGACGCCAGACCAGCUACCAGCCCGAUCUGGGCCUGGGAUCCACUCCACCUCCAGAACUGAGCCACGUAUGAGCUCAUCUGGCCGUAGCAAAAUAAAAACAAUGAAGCAAAGAAAAGU
Molecule: messenger RNA, 1104 nt
Organism: Etheostoma cragini (Arkansas darter)
Lineage: Eukaryota; Metazoa; Chordata; Actinopteri; Perciformes; Percidae
Product: schlafen-like protein 1
Exons: 4
Coding region: 9-1058 (349 amino acids)
Source: RefSeq, a predicted model, not a curated record